Messenger RNA from Colletotrichum spaethianum, 1548 nucleotides. Its product is annotated as itaconate transport protein. Gene Ontology annotation, molecular function: transmembrane transporter activity. Gene Ontology annotation, biological process: transmembrane transport. The record is from RefSeq and is a predicted model, not a curated record. The transcript has a single exon. Bases 1 to 1548 code for a protein of 515 amino acids. Lineage: Eukaryota; Fungi; Ascomycota; Sordariomycetes; Glomerellales; Glomerellaceae.
AUGUCCCGGCCAUCGAGUCCUGUCCCAAUGGAGAAGUCGACAACAAUAGACGAAGAAGCUGCGGCGCCACCACAGCAGCCGGAACGACCACCGCAAUACUCCGUCUACACGACAUGGGAGAAGCGAGCCAUUGUUUUAGGAGCCUGCCUGGCUGGCUUCUUCUCGCCGUUCACCGCCCAGAUCUACCUCCCGGCCCUGACGGUCCUGGCCCAUGAGUUCAAUGUUUCGGACUCCGAUAUCAACCUUACCCUUACGACGUACAUGAUUUUCCAGGGCAUCGUCCCCAUGUUCAUUGGCUCUUUGGCCGACAACAGCGGCCGUAGACCAGCAUACGUCAUCUGCUUCGUUGUCUACAUUGCAGCAAACAUCGGUCUGGCCUUGUCUCAGAACUACGCCUCUCUGCUCGUCGUCCGCUGCAUACAAUCGGCAGGCUCCAGCAGCACCGUCGCGCUGGCCUCGGCAGUUGUAGCAGAUGUCGUUACCUCUGCGGAAAGGGGGCAGUACGUUGGAAUCACAGUCCUUCCAAUCGUUUUGGCUCCUGCUUUAGGUCCGGUCCUUGGUGGCGUCCUUACUCAGUAUCUCGGCUGGAGGUCCAUCUUCUGGUUCCUUGCCAUCCUCGCCGGCGUGUACUUCGUUUUCCAGUUGCUAUUCUUCCCGGAAACGUGCCGGAUGAUCGUCAACGACGGAUCCGUUCGCCCUCCCUGGCUCUAUCGAACCGGUUACCAGUUGCUGAAAGACUACUUCCGGGCCAGGAGAGAGACCGGGGCUCCAGUCACGAGGUCCACGACGGGAGCUUCCAACACUUCCAGGCCUGCACUGAAGUUCAAACUGAACCCAUUCGGCUCGCUUCUUCUGCUCUUCGAGCGGGAGCUUGGCCUGCUUCUCUGCUUCAGCGCCAUCGUCUUUGCCGGGUUCUACGCGAUUGCCGCCUCCAUGCCGACCCAGUUCCAGGAGAUAUACGGCUUCGACAGUCUGAAAGUCGGCCUCAUGUACCUACCCAUGGCCGGUGGCUCGGUCGCCGCCGCCUUUAUUGUAGGACCUCUGACCAACUGGAACUACCGUAGGCACUGCAAGCGGCUGGGCAUUCCUCUUGACAAGUCUCGUCAGCAAGACCUGUCUGACUUUCCCAUCGAGAAAGCCCGCCUUGAAGUUGGUCUGCCGCUGCUGUUCAUGAGCUCAAUCCUUCUUCUGAUCUGGGGCUGGGCUCUACACCUCCGGGCCCAUGUGGCUGUCCCAUGCGUGCUCCUCUUCCUCUUUGGAGUUGGCAUGAUCGGCUUCAACAACACUACCAACACCCUCAUCAUCGAUAUCCACCCGGGCAAGGCCGGAACUGCGACGGCGGCGAACAACUUCACCAGGUGCUUGCUGGGUGCGGCCGCGACUGCAGCAAUCAUUCCCAUGAUCAACAAUAUGGGUGUGGGCUGGGCUUUCACCCUGCUGGCUCUAUUAUACAUCGUCUUCAGCCCAGCGUUGUUGGCCGUCAUGUACUGGGGUGUUAAGUGGCGCAAGGCAGCCAAAGCCAAAGAGCUCAAGAAGGACGCAAAUUGA